Messenger RNA from Camelina sativa (false flax), 1914 nucleotides. NCBI's taxonomy places the organism in Eukaryota, Viridiplantae, Streptophyta, Magnoliopsida, Brassicales, Brassicaceae. The record is from RefSeq and is a predicted model, not a curated record.
AUGGCGAUUGUCGUUUCAGAUGCAGAGUUUGGUGGAGAUUUCGACGAAGAAGCCAACGACAGAGAUGACUUUCACAUCGACCAGUUGGUGAAUGAGUUCGUCGAUGAACCACCAGUCCGCCAUGAUGUGUAUCCGGAGAGUGAUACCGAUGAAAACGGUGACGGUACAGAGCCAGUUCACACACAUAUCAGGCGCGGUGAUGGGCAUUUGUACGAUAAGCAGACAUUCUUCAGUGGAGUCGCUUUCAAAGAAGCAGUGACGGACUAUGUUCUCAGAACUGGAAACAAUCUGAAGCAAUACAGGUAUGAUAAAAACAAAAUUGGCUUUAUAUGUGUUGGUUGUAAUGGAGAUGAUGGUUCACGGUGUGAGUGGAAGGUGUAUGCUGCAAUUCUGCCAAGUGAUAAUAUGUGGAGGAUUAGAAAGUUUAAUGAUAAGCAUAGCUGUAUCCCUAAUGGAGAAUGUGAGAUGUUUAAGGUUCCACAUAUAGCUAGGUUGUUUCUUGAUAAGAUUAGAGAUAAUCCUGAGUACUUCAUGCCAAUGAAAAUGGAAGAAAUCAUAAAGGAAAGGUGGAAGAUUAGUGUCACUAGGCAUCAAUGUCAGGCCGCUAGAAAGAAGGCACUAAUUUGGAUUGAUAAGGAGUAUGAUGAACAGUUUGCUAGAUUAAGAGAUUAUGCUGCUGAGAUAUUAGAAUCUAACAAGGAUUCACAUGUAGAGGUUGAAUGUGUGACGACUGAUGAUGGGAAAGACAUGUUCAAUAGGUUCUAUGUUUGUUUUGACAACAUAAGAAGAACAUGGAAAGAGACUUGUAGGCCUCUAAUAGGAAUUGAUGGUUGCUUCCUAAAGAAUAAGGUGAAGGGACAGCUUUUGGUAGCUUUAGGUAGGGAUGCAAACAAUGGUAUUUAUCCAAUAGCAUGGGGGGUGGUUAAAGUUGAAAACACAGAUAAUUGGGUUUGGUUUAUGAAGUUGCUAAAGACUGACCUUGGAUUGAAUGAUGGUGAUGGCUUUAUACUGAUUUCUGAUAGGCAAAAGGGAUUGAUCAAGGCUGUUCAGCUGGAGUUACCAAAAAUGGAGCAUCGAAUGUGUGUGCAACACAUCUAUGGGAACUUGAAGAAGCAUCAUGGUAAUAAAACCCGAAUGAAGCCACUAUUGUGGGAUUUAGCAUGGUCUUACAAUGAGGUGGACUACAAGCGGCACUUGGAGAGGAUCUACUGCUAUGAUACUGGUGUGUACAAUGAUGUCAUGAGGACAAAUCCAAAAAGCUGGUGUAGGGCAUUUCACAAGAUUGGGAGUUAUUGUGAAGAUGUUGAUAAUAACCCCACAGAGUCUUUUAACAGCUCCAUUAACAAGGCAAGAGAGAAACCAUUCAUUGCUAUGCUAGAGACAAUAAGACGACUUGCGAUGGUGAGGAUUGCCAAAAGGUCUGCAGAAUCUCAUUCUCACACAGGGAUUUAUACUCCAUAUGUUGCAUUGUUUAUAGCUAAAGAGCAUAAGUAUGCAUCUGAGUCGAAGAUAUGUGGCAUCCCAUGUGAACAUGCCUAUGCAGUCAUCAUCGACAAAACACUUGUAGCUGAGAACUAUGUCUGUCAAUGGUUCCGGACAGCUAUGUGGAGAAGGAAUUACACCGAAGGCCUCGUUCCACAGAGAGGUCCACGGUUUUGGCCUGAAACAAAGACUCCUAAUGUGUGUUUACCAGAUGAAGAUAACGAUCAAGCUAAAGAGAAGAAGACAAAGCCUGACAAAAAAAGGAAGAAGGGUGCUAAUGAGUCGCCAACUAAGAAGAAACCAAAGGAGAAAAAAAGAAUCAUGCAUUGUGGCAUUUGUGGAGCAGCUAAUCAUAAUUCUAGGUUCCACAAGAAUGAAUUUCCCAAGCCAAGUCAACCGGAACCAAGCCAAGGUUCACUCACUCAAGCUUAA